UGUCAACAUCUUUGGUUCCAGCACAGUCAGCUGAAAUCCAGGCUCCGACUCAGAACUCAGCACUCAGAUCGCUUUUAACAGAAAGAAUCGUUUUUCUCUGGUAUACUCACUAACUCGGCUCUGAAUAAAAAGGUGAAGUGAGAAAUUUAAAUGCCGCUUGGAAACAUUCUUGACAGUGAAUAUGGCAAGGAUGAUAUAUCUUAAAGGGCUACUGUCUGGAGUGGAUCAUGCCCCCUAGAUAACAGACUCCACCUCUUCACUUCGGGCUGUUGGCCCCUCCUGUUUGGAGAGCAUGCCUCCCCGGAAGCGCACACGCCCCGCCCUGGGCUUCCUGUGCUGCCUCAACAGCAGUGAGCCCCCUGAGAUUAACCUGAAGGACAGUGUGCCCCUACAGCUCUUGGAGUUCAGCGCUCCUAUGCCCUCGGAGGAUGAACUACAUGCCCGCUUCUCUGAAUUAGUGGAUGAAUUGGAUCUCACAGACAAGAACAGGGAAGCCAUGUUUGCUUUGCCUGCUGAGAAGAAAUGGCAGAUAUACUGCAACAAAAAGAAGGAACAAGAGGAUCCCAACAAGCUCGCUACCAGCUGGCCUGACUACUACAUAGACCGCAUCAACUCCAUGGCAGCUAUGCAGACACUUUUCGCAUUUGAUGAAGAGGAAAUGGAGAUGCGCAACAAGGUGGUAGAGGAUCUAAAAACAGCGCUCCGCACUCAGCCAAUGAGGUUUGUGACACGCUUCAUAGAGCUGGACGGCUUGACGUGUCUUUUGAACUUCUUGAAAAGCAUGGACUAUGAGACCUCAGAGAGCCGCAUCCACACUUCCAUCAUCGGCUGCAUCAAAGCCUUGAUGAACAACUCCCAGGGCCGUGCCCACGUGCUGGCCCACCCACAAAGCAUCAACACGAUCUCCCAGAGCCUUCGUCAGGACAACAUCAAGACCAAGGUGGCCGUGCUGGAGAUCCUGGGUGCAGUUUGCCUGGUGCCAGAUGGCCAUAAGAAAGUGCUACAGGCGAUGGCUCACUACCAGAAGUACGCUGCUGAACGCACACGCUUCCAGUCUCUUCUCAACGAGUUGGACAGGAGCACAGGACACUACAGAGACGAAGUCAAUCUGAAGACGGCCAUCAUGUCUUUCAUUAAUGCUAUGCUGAAUGCUGGGGUUGGAGAGGACAGUCUGGAGUUCCGUCUUCAUCUUAGGUAUGAGUUUUUAAUGUUGGGAAUUCAGCCGGUCAUCGACAAGCUGAGAGCUCAUGAUAAUGCCACGCUUGACAGACAUCUGGACUUCUUUGAGAUGGUGCGGAAUGAGGAUGAGUCCGAACUGGCCAAACGCUUUGAAAUGACACAUGUGGAUACCAAGAGUGCCGGUCAGAUGUUUGAGCUGAUCAAGAAGAAAUUAAGCCAAACAGAUGCUUACCCCAACCUGCUAUCUAUCCUACAACAUUGCCUCCAAAUGCCAUAUAAACAUGGGACAGGUAGCUUACAGCAAUGGCAACUUCUAGACCGCAUCCUUCAGCAAAUUGUUCUGCAGGAUGACAAGGGAGAAGACCCAGAUGUUUCACCUCUGGACAAUUUCAACGUUAAGAACAUUGUUAGAAUGCUUGUCAAUGAGAAUGAAGUCAAACAGUGGCGAGACCAGGCAGAAAAGUUCAGAAAAGAACAUGUAGAGUUGAUGGCUCGUCUGGAAAGGAAAGAGAGGGAGUGUGAGACCAAGACACAGGAGAAGGAGGAUAUGAUGAAGACUCUCAACAAGAUGAAGGACAAGUUGCAGAGGGAAGGCGUGGAGUUGCGCUCAGCCAGGGAGCAAGUUUUAGACCUCUCCUCCCGCUUUAGUGACAUUUCAAGUGGUGGAGUUCCUUUACCCAUUCCCCCUCCACUCACUGGGAGCCUGAUGGCUCCACCCCCACCACCUAUGAUGAUGGGUGGUUUCCCUCCUCCUCCUCCUCCUCUCCCUUUCUCCAGCCCGCCACCACCUCCUCCACCUCCCCCUGGGGGUCCUCCUCCCCCACCAGGAGCCCCGCCCAUCUUCUCCGGGGUCCCGCCUCCCCCCGGACCUACUUCCAUCAGUUCCACCUCCAGCCUGCGCACAAAGAGCAUCCCACAACCUUCACAGCCACUCAAAUCUUUUAACUGGUCUAAACUGGUUGAGAACAAGAUCACUGGUACCAUCUGGCAUGAGAUUGAUGACAGAAGGGCUUUUAAAGUUCUCGACCUGAAGGAUAUCGAGAAGAUGUUUUCAGCUUAUCAGAGGCAGCAAGAGCUGCUCACUAACCAAUCCUUCAAGCAGAAAGAGACAGGCUCUAUGGAUGACCUAUACCUGAGCUCACGCAAAGUCAAAGAGCUGUCUGUCAUCGAUGGGCGGAGGGCCCAGAACUGUGUCAUCCUGCUCUCCAAGUUAAAAAUGAGCAAUGAGGAGAUAAAGAGAGCCAUUCUAGAGAUGGACGAGAGAGAAGAGCUUGCUAAAGAUAUGUUAGAACAGCUGCUGAAGUUUGUUCCUGAGAAAAGUGAUAUUGACCUUCUGGAAGAACACAAGCAUGAACUUGAGCGCAUGGCCCGGGCUGACUGCUUCUUGUUCGAGAUGAGCAGAAUUGACCACUAUCAACAAAGGCUGCAGUCUCUUUUCUUCAAAAAGAAGUUUGCAGAGCGUCUGGCAGAGACGAAGCCCAAGGUUGAAGCGAUUCUGUGCGCGUCGCGUGAGGUGGUGAAAAGUAAACGUCUGACGCAGGUUCUGGAAGUGGUCUUGGCUUUCGGGAACUUCAUGAACAAAGGACAGAGGGGCAAUGCCUACGGUUUCAAAGUGUCCAGCCUCAACAAGAUCGUAGACACCAAGUCAAGUAUAGACAGGAACAUCACCAUGUUGCACUACCUGAUCAUGAUCUUUGAGAAGAACUUUUCCGACAUCCUCAACAUUCAACAGGACCUGGUCAGCAUACCAGAGGCUGCCAAAGUCAAUUUGUCUGAGCUGGAGAAGGAAGUGUUCAGCAUUAAGAGUGGCCUGAAAGCUCUGGAGGUGGAAUUACGGUACCAGCAGAGCCGAGCACACGAUCGGGGAGACAAAUUUGUCCCGGUGGUCAGUGACUUUAUCACAGUCGCUAGCUUCAGCUUCUCUGAACUCGAGGAUCUACUUAAUGAAGCCAAGGACAAGUUCUCAAAGUCUUUAAAGCAUUUUGGAGAAGAGGAGGGUUGCAUGCAGCCGGACGAAUUCUUUGGAAUCUUUGACACUUUCCUGCAGUCGUUCAGCGAGGCCAGACAGGAUCUGGACAAUAUGCAGAGACGCAAGGAGGAGGAAGAGAGGAGAGUGCGCAUGGAGGUCAUGCUCAAGGAGCAGCGGGAACGAGAGAAACGAGCAAAGAAAAGCACAGGAGGAAGUGUGUCAGAGGAGGUGGGCGAGUUUGAUGACCUUGUGUCAGCGCUUCGUUCCGGUGAAGUUUUCGACAAGGACUCUAAGCUCAAACGCAAUCGUAAGCGCUCCGUUAACCAGCUGGUGGACGACGGGGGUCGUGAACGGCCAAUCACCAAGGUCAACUAUUGACCUCUGUGAAUAUGGUCACAAGAAGUCCAGACUUUCAUAUUCACAGAAUCGCACACCUGAGGCAAACUGUCUUGAAAUGCCAUACACUGCCCUCUUUUACCCAGACUAACUGACAAGCUUAAAGAUGGAAAAGUUCACUGUAAGAUCUUGUUUGGCCUGAAUUUCCACAGACCCAUGUGAAGGAUAUCCUGCAAUCUCUCUCCUCUAUUUUCUACUUUUCAGUCUUCCUCCAUUAUGUGCAUUUGAUUUAAACUUCCAAGAACCUGAGUUCCAACCUGGUCAGACAGACUAUAUAUGUACUAUAUGUACAUGAAGUGCUGAAGCAGUUUGUCUGAGAAGUGCCAGAGGAAAUCUUUCUGGUUGAAGAGUAGUUCUAUCUGGUGGUGGAAGGUCUUAAAAUACAAGACAUGGACAUCUUCUGAGUCACUUGUAGUAUCCAGAUGGUUAUUCCUUUUAACCUGCCAAGGUUGUUGUCCUUUCUCGGCCACCCAUUCCCUCUCACAUCAGCCUCUUUAACUUUAGGAGAUUGAGAAAACCAUCUUUGGAAAUCUGGGCAAUAGCAACACUUUAAAUUUCAGAUCCAAUUGUGCUUUUCAAUUUAAAGGAGGUAGUUGAUGCUUCUUAAACAUGGAGAUGGAGACAAAUGAGUUGUGAGAAGAAAAAAAAAGAAAA
Messenger RNA from Myxocyprinus asiaticus (Chinese sucker), 4198 nucleotides. RefSeq names its product dishevelled associated activator of morphogenesis 2 (gene daam2). Lineage: Eukaryota; Metazoa; Chordata; Actinopteri; Cypriniformes; Catostomidae. The coding region runs from base 293 to 3526 and encodes 1077 amino acids. Gene Ontology annotation, biological process: regulation of non-canonical Wnt signaling pathway; actin cytoskeleton organization; positive regulation of canonical Wnt signaling pathway. The transcript has 26 exons. Gene Ontology annotation, molecular function: small GTPase binding; actin binding. The record is from RefSeq and is a predicted model, not a curated record.